AUGGCGGGAGUUGGAACUCUGGAACCUUUCGACUUGCUAACCCCUGGGAAAUGGAAGGCGUAUCGAGAUCGUUUCGAGCUGUACCUUUUAGCGAAUGGCAUCGUGGACAAGGACCGGAAGAAGGCGGCGUUUCUUACACUAGCGGGCGCACCCCUUUAUGAGUUACUAGUGUCGUUAGCAUCACCCAGGCAAGUCAGUGAUUUGGAAUUAACAGAAGUCUAUGAUAUAUUAACCAGUCACUUGGCACCACGCCAAUCGGAGAUUGCUGCAUUCUACCAUUUCCACAAGCGUGAUCAGCAACCCGACGAGUCCGUCGGUAACUACAUGGCCACAUUAAGAAGCCUGGCGGUAGGGUGCAAUUUCGGGCAGAUGCUGGAUCGCAUGUUGCGGGACCGAUUUGUGUGUGGCAUGCGCGACGAAGGUCUUCAGCGAAGCCUGCUAGCCGACCCCGAAUUGACGGUGCAGCGGGCCAUGGAACGAGCCGUCACUAGUGAAGCAGCCGCUGCGAGUGCGUUGUCGAUUCGAGGCGACAAUAUCCGACGCCUCGAGUCUUCGAGCACCGAGUCCAUCCACGGAAUAAGUUCGAGUUGUGCGGGUUGUGGGGGUCGGACGUCCGUAAGAAGUGCCCGUUCCGCAACGCCACUUGUCAUUCCUGUGGUCGAACUGGCCACAUACGUCGGGCCAUCGCACGGACGCGUUCAUCAAAUAGUUCCGGUGGUCAGCCCCAAGAAAUCUGUGGCCGUGGUCAUCAACGGUCGAUCAUGCCAGUUCGAAGUGGAUUCCGGGUCGCCCGUCACCAUCAUGAAGGAGUCUUCGUAUCGAUACAUCUGGCCAAAUGGUAAUCCCGAUCUCGUCAAGUGCCACCUAAAGCUAAGCGACUAUCAACGUAACCCCAUUCCGGUCAAGGGAAUCACCGACACGUCAAUCCACUACAACAAUCGCCGUAUCUGCAAUCUGCCAUUGGUCGUCACGUCCGGCACCGGGACAAACCUUCUAGGAUGCAACUGGUUUGAACCCCUCGGAAUCCGCAUAGAAGGCAUUCAUGGCGUGCAGUGCGGCAAUGGUAUCGCGGAAAUUCUAAGAAAAUUCGACCAUUUGUUUUCAUCAGAACUUGGCCGGUAUACGGGGCCGCCAGUGGCCCUCAAAGUGGACCAGGAAGUUCCGCCGGUCAGACUACCACCGCGUCGAAUUCCUUACGCACUCCUCAAGCCAUAUGAAGAAGAAUUGGACCGUCUCUGUGCCCAAGGAAUACUUGAACCUGUAGAGUACUCUGAGUGGGCCACUCCGACUGUCCCCAUAGUCAAGAAAGAUGGUUCCAUUCGAAUUUGUGGAGAUUAUAAGUCUACGCUUAACAGAGCGAUACAACCGCACUGCCAUCAAAUUCCUGCAAUCAACACGCUAUUAGCUUCGAUAGAAGGAGGCUCAAUUUUCGCAAAAAUAGAUUUGGCCCAAGCGUAUCAACAAUUGGUAGUAGACGAGAAAUCAGCUUUGAUGCAAACAAUCGCUACUCACAAAGGAGCAUUUAAGGUUACAAGACUACAAUUCGGAAUUUCAGCUGCCCCAGGAAUAUUCCAAAGCUGCAUUGAAAGAAUACUGCAAAAUAUACCGGGCGUCCUUCCGUAUUUUGACGAUAUUGUAAUUAUGGGUAAAUCAGAAGAAGAACUUGCGAGUAGAUUAGGCGAAGUUCUAGCCCGUAUGGACCAGGCAGGAUUACGUCUGCGCAAGGACAAAUGUCAGUUUGGGGUAUCUUCCAUCGAAUUUCUUGGAUUCAAAGUUGACGCUCUCGGCAUUAGGCCAUCAGCCGACAAAGUUAGAGCCAUCCAUGAGGCGCCACCACCAAAAGAGAGAAAACAGUUGCAAGCGUUUCUGGGACUGACCAAUUUUUAUCACUCAUUUUUGCCCCAGAAAGCCACCAUUGCGGAGCCAUUACAUAGACUUCUAGACAAGAACGUACAAUGGACAUGGCGUCCAGAGCACCAAAAAGCAUUCGCAGAACUAAAGAAUCUGAUCGCAUCGGAUGCGGUCCUAAUUCAUUACUCUCCGGACCGCCCACUGAUCUUAACUUGCGAUGCGUCACCAUACGGGUUAGGAGCAGUGCUUAGCCACGAAAUGGAAGACGGAACACAGAAACCGAUUGCGUUUUACUCUCGCACGCUGUCAAAGGCAGAGAGGAACUACUCCCAGAUCGACAGAGAAGCGGUUGCCUUGGUCGCAGGUGUCAAAAAAUUCCAUAACUAUUUAUAUGGAAGAAAGUUCACGCUUAUUACAGAUCAUCGCCCACUGCUUGGAAUUUUUGCGACAGAAAAGCCAAUCCCUCAAAUCAUUUCCAACCCGAUGAUGCGUCGAGCAAUAUUUUUGAGAGCGUAUAAAUUCAAGUUGAUUCAUCAGCCUGGAACAAAAAUAAGUAAUGCAGAUUUCCUAAGCCGCUGCCCAACGUCGGAUAUACACUAUGAGCCUAGAACGGAAGAAGUUUUCAUGAUCGAAUGGGCAACUGAUCCCACUGUCACCGCGAACACCCUAGCUACCAACACGUCUAAGGAUUGCAGCCUCAGAAAGGUGCUCAACUGGGUGUUAAGGGGAUGGAGUAGUGCUAAAGUUCAGCGUAAUGAUGACCUGUACCCUUUCUUCGUUCGGCGAAACGAACUGACCAGUAAUCAAGGAAUAUUAUUUUGGGGUAAUCGAGCAGUUAUUCCCUUGACGGACAGGCAGGAAAUUCUCUCUGCGCUGCACGCGCACCAUCCCGGAAUCGUUAGAAUGAAGGCUUUAGCCCGCAGUUACGUCUGGUGGCCCGGUUUGGAUGCAGAUAUCGAGAAGGCGGUGAGUCAAUGUUUAGCGUGCCAACAUACGAGAAAUUCCCCCCCACGAUCGGACGUACAUCACUGGGAGUCUGCCAAGAAACCAUGGUCCCGCCUGCACAUUGAUUUUGCCGGACCUUUCCGAGGGAACACGUUUGUGUUAGUCGUCGACUCUUUUACGAAGUGGCUUGAAGUUUGCCUCGUAAAAUCGACAUCCGCGUCAGCUGCCAUCACCUUCCUUCGGCAACUGUUCGCCACCCAUGGCAUUCCGGAUGAAAUCGUGUCCGACAACGGAACUGCUUUCACCUCCGAGGAGUUUAUGUUGUUUACAAAAAACAAUCGGAUCCGUCAUAUCCGAUCCGCGCCGUUCCACCCUGCAACCAACGGACAGGCUGAACGAAUGGUUCAAACCACGAAGAGUUACCUGAAGAAACUAGAUCGUCAAACAGAUGUCAACUUAGCGUUGGCUCGUUUCUUGUUUGACCAGCAUACUACGCCCCAUUCCGUUACGAAGCAUUCGCCAGCGGAGUUACUACUCAAUAGGGAGCUCCAGACAUUCUUUGACAAAUUAAGUCCAGGCGAAAGAUCAUAUGGUAAGAUCUGCGAUGCCCAAACUAAUAAGUCUUUUGUUACAGGCAGCCCUGUUUGGGUCCGAAACUAUGCAAGCGGUCCCAAGUGGCUUGAGGGCCACGUCUCGAAGCGAACGGGACCGAUUUCCUAUUCGGUGUGUCUCGAGGACGACCGAACAGUCAGGCGACAUCUGGAUCAGCUGCGAUUGCGCAGUCCUUCGCAGCAGCCAACACCAGAGCAGACAGCAGCACCAACUUUCUGUUCCACUCCAACCCCAACUGACGCAGUAGCUGGCGGAUCCUCAACUCCAGCUGGGCCACAGCGCUUGCCUGAGCAAGACGGGACUGAAGGACCGCCACGCAGAUCGGCCCGUGACCGUCGUCGGCCCCAGUUCUACGAUCCGUCUGGGUGUUAA
Messenger RNA from Drosophila bipectinata, 3780 nucleotides. The record is from RefSeq and is a predicted model, not a curated record. NCBI's taxonomy places the organism in Eukaryota, Metazoa, Arthropoda, Insecta, Diptera, Drosophilidae.